AUGGCUGUACCAACAAUGGAUGAUUGGUUACAUAUAUCUGAGGUGUUUUAUAAUAAAACCCAAUUUCCGAAUUGUGUAGGAGCUGUAGAUGGGAAACACAUCAGACUAGAAUGUCCCCCCAGAAGUGGUACUUUAUACUACAACUACAAASAUUUUUUUYCCUUAAUCCUCAUGGCCAUCUGUGAURCAAAUUACUGUUUCACAAUUAUAGAUGUUGGAUCAUUUGGGAAGRAGAGAGAUGAAGGAGGUACUCCGCAACCCUUCGUUAUAAUUGGUGACGAAGCGUUUGCUUUGCACACGAAUCUUUUACGCCCUUUUCCCGGAAGAACUUUAAAUGAUAAAAGGCGUAUAUUUAAUUACAGUCUGUCCAGAGCAAGGCAGAAUAUUGAAUGUACGUUCGGUAUUUUAUSCAACAAAUGGAGGGUUUUUCACACCGCGCUAUUGGUAGAACCAGGUUUCGCUGUAGCGAUAACUAAAGCUUGUUGUGUUUUGCACAAUUUUGUUAGACGUAGAGAUGGAUAUAACACAGAAGAUGCUCAAAAUUGUGAAAUGGAAGAUGCAAUAGAAAAAAUUGGAGUAGGYAACUCAACCUCAAUGGCAAAAGAAGUGAGAGACUAUUUUGUCAACUAUUUUAAUGAACCGGCUCAUGAGCAAAACAAGGUAAUAGGCUAA
Diuraphis noxia (Russian wheat aphid) is the source of this 672-nucleotide messenger RNA. RefSeq lists its product as uncharacterized. NCBI's taxonomy places the organism in Eukaryota, Metazoa, Arthropoda, Insecta, Hemiptera, Aphididae. The record is from RefSeq and is a predicted model, not a curated record.